Molecule: messenger RNA, 929 nt
Organism: Cebus imitator (Panamanian white-faced capuchin)
Lineage: Eukaryota; Metazoa; Chordata; Mammalia; Primates; Cebidae
Gene: MAL2
Product: mal, T cell differentiation protein 2
Exons: 4
Coding region: 113-643 (176 amino acids)
Biological process (GO): myelination
Cellular component (GO): membrane
Molecular function (GO): structural constituent of myelin sheath
Source: RefSeq, a predicted model, not a curated record
GAGCCGAGCGGCGGCGGCGGCGGCGGCGGCGGCGGCGGCGGGAGCCCGGGAGGCGGAGGCUGGCGCGGGCGGCGGCGGCGGCGAGCGGAGACGCAGCAGCGGCAGCGGCAGCAUGUCGGCCGGCGGAGCGUCAGUACCGCCGCCCCCGAACCCCGCCGUGUCCUUCCCGGCGCCCCGGGUCACCCUGCCCGCCGGGCCCGACAUCCUGCGGACCUACUCGGGCGCCUUCGUCUGCCUGGAGAUUCUGUUCGGAGGUCUUGUCUGGAUUUUGGUUGCCUCCUCCAAUGUUCCUCUACCUCUGCUGCAAGGAUGGGUCAUGUUUGUGUCCGUGACGGCAUUUUUCUUUUCGCUUCUCUUUCUGGGCAUGUUCCUCUCUGGCAUGGUGACCCAAAUUGAUGCCAACUGGAACUUUCUGGAUUUUGCCUACCAUUUUACAGUGUUUGUCUUCUAUUUUGGAGCCUUUUUAUUGGAAGCAGCAGCCACAUCCCUGCAUGAUUUGCACUGCAAUACAACCAUGACCCUGCAGCCGCUCCUGAGUGAUAACCAGUAUAACAUAAACGUAGCAGCCACAAUUUUUGCCUUUAUGACGACAGCUUGUUAUGGUUGCAGUUUGGGUCUGGCUUUACGAAGAUGGCGACCGUAACACUCCUUAGAAACUGGCAGUCGUGUGUUAGUUUCAUUUGUCUACUUUAUAUGUCUGAUCAAUUUGGAUAACAUUUUGUCCAGAUAUAAAAACAUUCCAAAAGUAGUUUGUUUAGUAGGGAGAGACUCUAAGCUCAAGUUUUGGUUUAUUUCAGGGGUGGAAUGUUAAUUUUCUUAUGAUAUUUAAAAAAAAUGGCCUUUUAUAUUUCUCCCCUUCUUCCCUUCCUUUUUGCCUUUCUGAAAGUUUCCUUUUAUGUCCAUAAAAUACAAACUUAUGGUUCAUAAAA